Messenger RNA from Piliocolobus tephrosceles (Ugandan red Colobus), 327 nucleotides. Its product is annotated as X antigen family member 3-like. The transcript is spliced from 5 exons. The annotation marks the transcript as partial. Lineage: Eukaryota; Metazoa; Chordata; Mammalia; Primates; Cercopithecidae. The record is from RefSeq and is a predicted model, not a curated record.
UGGCGAGGAAGAUCAACAUGUAGGCCUAGACCAAGACGAAGUUUACAACCUCCUGAGCUGAUCGGGAGUAUGCUGGAGCCCAGUGAUGAGGAGCCUCAACAAGAGGAACCACCAACUGAAAGUCGGGAUCCUACACCUGGUCAGAAGAGAGAAGAUCAGGGUGCAGCUGAUAUUCGAGUGCCUGACCUGGAAGCUGAUCUCCAGGAGCUGUCUCAGUCAAAGACUGGGGAUGAAUGCGGAGAUGGUCCUGAUGUUCAGGGGACAAUUCUGCCAAAAGCAGAGCAAUUUGAAACGCCAGAAGGAGGUGAAAGGCAACCACAGGUUUAA